UUAUUUUGUUUCAAACAUUACUGCCCCAAAGUGUUCGAAAUUAUUCAAUUUCAUCAUCCAGUGGAAUGCACGAAUUAAUUGCUCAACCUUUUCGUUCUAGUCCUAUUUGCAACAGUUCUACCUCCAAAGUCAUCAAGCUUUGUUUUACACUCCACGUAGUUUAAUAUUUUGGAUACUUGUGGAUUUUACUCGGUUUACGACGAUGCUGUUCUUAGUUCAUCCAAGGGUUACUAUAUUGGUUAAUAAUUCAACGUAAGAAGAAAAAAAAAGAUAUUUUCAACAAAUGCCAUAGUGGAUUAUUUUCUUUCCAGUUUUUUUUCACUCUAAUCACUUCUAAGGAUAUCUGUGUACGACUUUCAAGAUGAAGUUCAGCAAGCACCGGCAAUUCGUUUUACAUGUAUCAAUUUCCAAGCGGAAAAGCAAGUGUUACUAAAAAUUGUCUGUGUGUUUUUUUUUUCGGAGCCCCGCCCUUGGGUUUUAUUUUUUACCCCCUGGCUCUCUAAAGUGUCCUCCAGUUGAGCGAAAAAGGGGCUCUCGAUGUCUGCACCUCGGAUGAGGAACCAGCGACUAAACACACCCGGGUAGAAGCAUUCCUCCUUUUUGUGGAGGAUAGAAAGUGAUCCCGCCCUCCAACGGAGCCUUCCCGGAGCACCCUCGCACAACAAUCCAGAGCCGGAUGAGGUCGUGGUGGUGUUGAAAACAGCAGAGACCACGGGAAUGUGCACUCCUUGCUUGCGGUGGCGUGACAACGGGGGCCAAUGAAAGACAACUCGCUGGAUGGCCACCGUGGAAAGGUGGCUCUAUCCGACACCACGAGGAACACCAGCGCGCCACAGAGCAGCAUCUCCUCGGCCUCGAGCAUAGUCAAGUGCGACCUGAAGACACCCCCCGGCACGACGGGUACCGCGAACGACGGCAGCGCAGCGACCAAUUUUGACGAUGACUACAACGAGUGGGAACUGGGCAUCGGAGACUUGAUCAUAGACCUAGACGCGGACAUCGAGAAAACGAACGGCGGAGGGCCGCAGCAGGGCAUUCCCACUUCGCACCACAGCCACCAUCACAGUCACCACCACCACCACCAUCAUCAUCACCACAGCAGCAACCAUCACCAAAACGGCACCGCCUCCUCUUCGGUCAACCCUGGAAGCGGCGUCGACUCUUCCCCCAGCGCAUCGGCCCCGGCGACUACCUUCAACUUUCUGGGAUCGUCUCAGCCUCCUUCCAGCAACUUGGCGGCAGCCAUGUCAAAUUCUAAGUCGCCUCGCAUAACUGGUAAUAGUGGCAGCGGAUCAGGAGCUUCUUCGGUUUCGGGUACGGGAACAACCGGCGGGAGCGCGAAUUCUUCCGGUUCUGGGACAUUUGAGCAUCAGGCCACCGUGGACAAAGGCCUGAAGAUGAAAAUCAAACGCAAGACUGUCGGGAAUAAGUAUUCCGAAGCUAAGCACGAAAUUGUGCAGUCCGACACGAAAUCUGCGACGUCGUCGUCGCAGUCUUCGUCCGAAAAUUCUUCUAACAGUAGCAAUAAUUGCUCCAGCAAUGCAUCGGGUUCCAAUUCGCCUGCUGCGAGUUCCGAAACUCCAAAAUCGAAGCACUCUUCGAGUAAGGGUAGGAACAGCAGUCACCGCGAAAAGAAGGAGAAAAACAGGGACAAAGACAAAAGUUCGAGUGCGCGGAACAAUGUUGUGAAUUCGAACAGUGCGAGUGUUACUGCAUCGGAUGUGAACGGUGUUGGUGUUUUGGGUGUGAUGUCUCCCAUCAAAAUCACCAAUAGCGGUGUCAGUUUGUCAAGUCCUGCACCGCCACCCUUGAGUACGAACUCUUCCCCUCUCCCUUCGAACACUUCGGUUCCCUCGCCGAGCAUGUCUCGGAGCGUGGCUAACUCUCCAGCUGGAUUGGUGCCCCAGGACUCAGCCAUCCAGCAGGUGGUGACGGGGCCUGCGCCCCUGAUAGGGCAACAGGUCCCUUCUCAGGGCCCUACCUCAAGCUCUCCUCCCAUGCCGAACUUGACUCUCAAGUUGGAGAGUAAGUUCACGCCUAGUCCUCUGCCAGCAGUAGUCAUCAAGCAGGAAGAACGCCCCUCUUCGCCACCUUUGAAGAAGAUCAAACUGGAACCAACGGAAAAGAGCGAAGAGGUGGAAUGUCCUGGCUCGCCGGAGUCUCCCGAGAUGAAGGACACGAGCACGUGCACCUCCGUGGGCACCAUCACGGAGCCCGAUUGUCUGGGCCCCUGUGAGCCUGGGACGAGUGUGAUGCUCGAGGGCAUUGUCUGGCAGGAAACGGAAGGAGGUGUCUUGGUAGUGAAUGUUACUUGGAGAGGAAAGACUUACGUUGGCACCUUAUUAGAUUGUACAAAGCAUGACUGGGCACCUCCUAGAUUCUGUGAAUCUCCAACCAGUGAUGUGGACUCUAAAACAUCUAAAGGUCGCGGAAAGCGUGGAAGAGGUGGCAAUAACAGUUCUAAUGACAUAAACACAUUCGCUGAUGCGAGGAAUUGCGUUCAGAGUAAAUUACGCAACGGAAAGGGCAGGCGAACUACCUUAAACAGUAAUGCAUCUAGUUCAGGCUUCACUGUUCCGAAUAGUCCGGCUAAAAGUGAAAACGGAAGCACUAGUAGCAAAAGGAAAGGUCGUCCCGCAGACCUAGAGAUAAGUACUCCUCCUGUGGACAAUAACAAUAAAUCUUCAAAGAGGAGUAGGACUCAAAAUCGUUCAACGCCUACCUCUUCUGCACCAGCAGAGUUUCCCCAACCGUCCUCUCCAGUGUUGAUUGUUUGUCCGGAACCUAACUGCAACAAAAAGUACAAACAUAUCAAUGGUCUUAGGUAUCAUCAAACACAUGCACACAGUGCAUCCGACAGCAGUAAAAUGGAUGAUACGACUACAGAGGACAGUAAAGAUGUGACAAACAGUUCCGAUAAUGAAGAAAGUAUGCAGGAAAGUGCUAGUGUUUCAACUAGCCCUGCACCUUCGUUCUCAAACUCUGUUCCUUCUCAUCCCACUACUGAAAAAAUAAUGCUAAACGAUACAGCAUUGUCUUCCUCUUCUUCUAAUAUGAACAGUCUUCCUGAAAAUGAUCUCUUCAAUUUAACAACGGAUCUAUCAACCUUAGCCUCCGUAGCUAUUAGUGAUUCAAAAGCUGAGCAGAAAAGCUCUAGGCCUGUCCCUGUUCCGUUGCAUCCUGCUGUACCUCAAGAAAUGCCAGUAGUCAAUUCAGAUGGAGAUGACACUGUUCCUCCGUCAGGACUUCCAGUUUCAAACCCAUCACCUACCGCUACAUCAGUUUCUUCUUCUGUAUUACCUGUUGCAUCACUUUCGCCAUCAAGUGGAACAGGUCUAUCCACGCCUGUUUCCGCAGUCACUACUUCUGUGAUUCAAUCUUCCAGUUCUGUAGAUAGCACACCUAUAUCUCAAGCUGUUACUGUGAGCAUUCCGGCAUCUCACGUUAUUUUUAAUCAGGGAUUACCAAGUUCUAGUAACGCAACCACGUGUUACACUGCUUCGAGCGUUGUCUGCAAUAAUUCCAAUCCUUUAUCACCGUCGAGAAGCAGUUUACCUCCUUCAAAUGUUACUUCCACGUUUGCUUCAAUUUCUUCUAUAUCAAGCACAUCUGCUACAAGUCCUUCUGCUAUUUCUGCAAUAGAUAAAAAUAAAAUAAAGCAAGAAAGACCCGACAAAUACAAACCAAAAUCACCAGUUGCAACGCCUGCUAUUAGGCCAAUAGUACCUGCACCAACUCCUCUUCAUACCCUACCCGGAACCGUGCCGGGCUCGCAUAAUGCUAUGGGACUAAAUAAUCAUGGCGUUAUUGGUUCUCCAUUGAAGCCUAUACAGCCUAAACCAACUACUUUAGGCGAACCAACAGUAGUCAAUCCUGCUUUAGAGGGUUUGAAGAAGGAGAAAAGUAAGCAUAAAAAGAAAAGUAAAGAUAAAGACAGAGACAAAAAAUUACCCCCAUUACCUUUAACGCCGACAAAACUUAAUAUGAAUUCUAACGAAGAGUGCGAAGCGAUAGAAUUAACAUCGUAUCCAAGCUUAGAAGCCGUGUCUGAACCAACCCUGCCACUUUCUGGGACAGCUCACAAUGCGCUAUCAUCACCACUUGUUGCAGCAAAACCCCCGGAUGCUGCGAUGGAGAUAGGCAUACCAGACGACAGCAUCAAUGAGAACAUUCAAAGCCCUGCAUAUUCUGAUAUUUCCGACGCAAACGAUACUGCACCAGUAUUAGAGUCGGAAGUGCCGGCUGGAAAAGAGAAAGAGGAUAAGGUCGGUAAAACUACGCCCGAUGCAUCUCAGUCACCUGCUGCAAAUAUAAGUGCAUAUGGAAUGUACCCAUAUUAUAGUCAGCCGCCUUAUCUUAUACCGUCAGUAUCUCCGCAAAGUGCUGUGUCUGGUUCCCAAGGACCACCUGUUGUCGAGAAAAGCGAGAUUAGUAAGAAAACUGAACAAGAAAGGGUCAAAGAAAGUAGGCCCUGGAGUAAUCCUAGUGGAGAGUCGCGAGAACGACCUCACAUAGAACACCAUGAAUCGGAGAAAAAGCCGAGAGAAGAAAGUGCUCCUAUCCCUAACGCAAUUCCGUCACCAGCUGCUCCUGGUGGUCCAGUUCAGGAUUAUCCUAUUCAGCAACAUUAUCCUUAUCCAUAUGGCUAUGUACAAGGCUAUCCUUACCCAAUAGAACCUUCCUCUUAUCACAUGCAUAUGCUAGAAUCUGACCCACAUUAUAAGCAACAAUAUAAGCAAUAUAUUGAAGAACAGCAACGAUUGUACAAAGAGCAGCAACAUCAUCAUCAACAACAGCAAUUACAGCAACAAUUACAUCAUCAGCAACACCAGUCUCAGCAUCACGGCCACCAAUCUCAUCAUUCGCAGCAUCAGUCACAUCAUCAAAGCAAGUCGCAACAUCAUGCAACUGUAAAAGAAGAGCGAGAUAGAAGUAGGGAAAGUAAAGAUAAAAGUGGAAAUCUUGAUAAAAUGUCCAAUAGUGGCUUAAUAGUGGAACAUUCUAGUAAAAUUCAACAUUCCUCGAUGUCUUUAGUUUCCAAUAAAGAGCACGAAGUUCGAGAAAUCGAUAGCCGACCACCAUCCUUACCAGCUCAGGCGAGGUUAGAAUCUUCGAAUUCCGCUUCUGUCGCUGCUCUGAAAGAGAAACAAAACGAAAACCACCAAAUCUUAAAAGAAAAUAUUGAGCUUAAAUCUCAAAUGGAUGAUAAUAAAAAUAAAAUGAAUCAGUAUGCAAUGUUGUUCGAAAUGCAGAGAGAGGACAUGAGACGCUAUUACAUGUAUCAAGAUAGGGUAAUAGAACAACAGCAGCAAAAGCUGGAGCCAGGCAUCCAUCACCACACUCAUCAUCACCAAACCAUUCAACCUCACGGCCAUCUGCAAGCACCUUCAGCAUCAUAUUCAUCCUCCUCUUCGUUGAAACCACACAAAGAGGAUCAUUCUAGUUCCAUUCCCAGUCAUUCAAAAUCGAGUCAUUACGGGGAGAAUUCGAGAUCGUCCACUAUCUCGCCAGCAAAAUCCGAUCACGUGAAAAAUCCCCACUCAAAUUCUACUUCUAGUCCGAAAGGAAGCAUCAGAGACUCUUCGCUCGGCAGUUCUAAAGACUAUAUGAGUUCUGCGAGCAGCAGGGAGAACACUUCCAGCAAGAAAGACAGUCAAAGUAAGAGCUCGGAGAGAUCCGAGAGCUCAGGGAGAGAGGACAAGAAGGGUGAUAAGAUAAAAGUCGAGCCCAAAGUCGAGUCGGAGGGCCAGAAACCCACCAUGGAGACGACGGGACCUCCUCCACCCCCAACGAACUCUUAUGCUUACCUCCACCCAUCGUACCUUCAGCCAACCGCGACACACUUUCCUCAUAUGCCUUUCGAGCCGCCGCAUGCCAUGUAUCGCGGUGGAAUAAAUCCGAUGCUGGUAUCUUCACCUCAUUACGGUGGAUCCCCUUAUGUCCACCCUCAGAUAAGAUACGUGACUCCAGGAGCUUGCGAGUUGCCAGCACACUCCCAACCACCGGAAUCGCUCGGCAGCAAACUGCACCCUUCUGGUCCUCCCAAAGCAUUGGACUUGUUGCACCAGGUCUCCCAGCACUACACGACCACUCAUAAGAUCCACGAACUGCAGGAGCAUGCCAUGAUGUCCCCCACGCCCACGUCCACCCCCUCUUCGACCCCUUCGACGGUUUCGAGCUCGAGCAGUGGGAAGUCCUCGUCCUCGGAGCCUGCUGUUGCCGUUGCCAAGAUGGACGUCGGAGGAUCACGUGAUGCUUCUCGAUCCCCACCUACUCAGCGGCAUCUUCAUACUCAUCACCAUACUCACGUGGGAGUCACCUAUCCAAUUUAUGACCCCUAUGGAGUUACCGCCCAGAAAUCUUAUACCUGAGCAAAGAGAAUUGACUUUGUGGAAAAUUGACUGUUACUGAUUCGUUUAUCCAGGAUUGGCCGCAUUUGACCGAACUUUUCGUGCCUGAAUUUGCUUGAUCUCUCAGCGUGUACAUACUUAUGCAGGCACCGUACGUUGUGUAGAUUAUUUCUUCAGGAACAACUUGGACUAACUAGGCUUUGUGCUUCGCCGAUUUCCUCCACCAAAGAAAGUGAAAAAUUCACGCAGAAAUGAGAACCAUGUUUAAGGGUGUGAACUGUCGCAUCGUUUUUUGGCCUGUGAUACAACAAAAACUAUGGCACGGCUAUUGUGCUCGAUUGUUAUUUGAAAGUCUAAAAAGCGGAUGCUAGUCAUGUGUUGCAUAAAAAGAAAUUUCAUUAUCAAGUUUACGGAUUUUUUCAUAGCUCCAUUAAAGGCUUCAUGUUUUUGCCAACUGUAGGAACGUCAUUUUGUUGAAGUGAUAUGCAUUGUUCGUUGAAAUAUCUUCAUCGCUAAUUGACUCAGUAUGUAUAUGUGUAAUAAAGGCAAUAAAGUGAUUAUAAAAGUU
Molecule: messenger RNA, 6918 nt
Organism: Uloborus diversus
Lineage: Eukaryota; Metazoa; Arthropoda; Arachnida; Araneae; Uloboridae
Product: zinc finger protein 608-like
Exons: 5
Coding region: 759-6371 (1870 amino acids)
Biological process (GO): regulation of transcription by RNA polymerase II
Cellular component (GO): nucleus
Source: RefSeq, a predicted model, not a curated record